AUGAAGAUUCCCUCAUCUCGACUGCUCACGCUUUCCUUUCUGAUCUUCUUCACGACUUUCCUUGUCGUGACAGAAGGCAGCCACGACCGCUCGUCUUUUGUCAAGAGAAUCAUCAACCCCAACGGAGCUCACGAUCAUCUCCCUACUUCUGGAGAGGUGUUUGGAGCGAAAGAGGUCGAUCCUGCAACAACGACAGAACAAAAAAGGAAGAAAAAGACCACGCCCACGACCGAUCCUCUCUACGACGACGCCAAGGACCUGGCCGUAGGUUGGCUCAGAAACAUGCGAGGGCCGGUCCAACUCGUUCAAAUGACUCCAAAAGGGAAGGACAAGUACUUUCUCAGCAAAUUUAUCGUCGGGCAACAGUAUGAGUUUGAUUAUACCGAGAAUUGUAAGGCUUUCGGCAAUGACCACUUCUUGCCGAAGCACAUUGGCCAUUGGUCCACAAACAAGCCUUCGCCCUCAAAAUUCCUUGUGGGACGUUUCGCCAAGAGGAUGAUGCCACUCUGCUCAAUCAGCACGCUCCCCGAGCUCCUUCCAGAACAAACUGGACUAUUCGUCCUUCGCGCUUCAAUGGUGAUUGUCACCAAGAAAUGGAGCCAUCCACGAAUCAUAAAGCCAAAGGGCGGUGGACCGGCGAGAAAAGUCACUGACUUUAGUCAAAUCACCUGGCUCAACGAGUUCUUCGACCCUGCUAUGGAAAGGUUCCAGAUCGUCGACGGAAGAGAAUUCUACAUGGAGAAGAUCGGCAAGGUGGUCUACAACCGUGCCGAUCUCAUGGCAAUUGCAGAGCCGGUCUUGAACGGUCACAAGCCGGACACGAGCACUUUGUGAAGAAGAAGCGCAGGUCCGAUGAGGCAG
This is a messenger RNA of Acaromyces ingoldii, 861 nucleotides long. RefSeq lists its product as hypothetical. The transcript has 4 exons. The record is from RefSeq and is a predicted model, not a curated record. NCBI's taxonomy places the organism in Eukaryota, Fungi, Basidiomycota, Exobasidiomycetes, Exobasidiales, Cryptobasidiaceae. Bases 1 to 834 code for a protein of 277 amino acids.